CUCCACCGCGCCUUUCACAUUCUCGUUCGCCACGGCGCACGCUUUGGAGGACAGCGCGUGGGCCUCGACGAGGCGGCCGACGAGGUUCGACAGCACGGGCGCCGCCUCGGGGUCCAGGGGCCGCGGCACGUCGAGGGUCCGCAGGGCCGCGCCCAGCGCCUCGCAGAUGUUGGAGGGACUGCGCACGACCGCCGCGAGCCGCCCGAGCGCCAGCGCGCACCGCGCGCCGCACGCCAGUUUUGAGUCGUCGGCGGGCGGCAAGCACGCCGCGAGCAGCGCCGACGCCGCGGUCGUGAGGGGCGCCUCCAGUUCUACAGGGGGCGCGCCGACGCGCGGCUCGCAGCACCGCGCCAGUAAUAGAGCCGCCUCCGUCGCGACGCGGACGUUCUGAUGAGCGUCGAGCGCGGCGCCGCAGGCCGGGAAGACGCGGCCACCGAAGCUCUGGGCGAAGCUCCGGCCCUGCACCGGGCCGAGCAGCCGGUCAUUAUCGUCGUCGAGGCCCGCCCAGUAGUCGUCGUCAUCAAGCGGCGCGGCGCCGGGCUGCGCCGCCAAGCACAAGCGCGACAAGCACCGGAACGCGCGGUCCCGCGCCACCGCAUCAACGUCCUGGGCCGCCACCGUGGCGAGCACCCCGCAGAUGCGCCGUCCCACGUCGUCUAGGACGUCGUCGGAACUCGCGUCCCGCGCGAGCACUUCCACCACCAGACACGCGGCCCGCUUCUCUUCGACGGGCUUGUCCGUCAGGGCGGCGACGGCGCCCGUCACCGCCGAACCUAAUAACCGAGCGCUCCCGACGACGUUCGCCGCUCUAGCUAGAGUCGCCGCCGCCGCCGCCGCGAGCGGCGCGUACGCCUCCAAAUCGGCGCACGCGUCGUCGUCGUCGUCGUCCGCAUCGUCGUCGUCCGCCCUCGUCGCUUGCCGCGUCGCCCACGCGUCCUCGUCGAUGUCCCGAAAGCCCUUCGCCGCCGCGCGGGCCGCCAGCGGCGCGACGGCCUCCGCGAGCGUGUACGAAAAGUCGCGGCGCCAGUAGGCCGCCGCUUCUAGAAGUGAGGCCAGCACCUCGAGCGCCGUCGACCGGACGUCGUCUCCCAUAGUUUCGCUCGAGACGCACUGGCCGCACGCGUCGGCGAGCGCCUCCGCGGCGCCGGGGACCUCGAAGAGCGCCCGCGCCUUCGCGGGUAGAAAGGACGUCCACGACACGAGGGGCUCGUCGAACAAUAGGGCGGCGCUCGUCAGGAUCUCGGACGCGGGCCCGUCGCCGCCGGCGAGCGCCGCCGCCGUCAGGAUCGCGGCCACGGCCGGCACGAGGCGCUUCGCGACGUGCUGGCGCGCCGGUUCACUUUCGACCUCGCCCGUCAAGGCCAGCGCCGCGCGGCACGCGGCGACGGCCGAACUCGGGGACGCGAGGCCCGCCUCGAUGCACGUGGAGGCGCGCGGGAACCGCUCACCUAAUACUCUCGGAGACGCCUCCUGGGUCGCCCUCUCUAAAAUGCGCAGCGCCGCGGCGUGGCCCGGCGCUGCGAUGCAUCGUUCGAGGAUCAGCGUGUUCGCGUCCUCGUCCGCGUCGUCCAACCCGAGGCCCUGCUGGACGAGGGCGGCGCAGUUUUCGACGGCGGCCUUGGACGACGGGCCCGUCGUCCCGAAUGCUUGCGCGAGCAUCGCUUCGGCCGCGCCGCGUCUGAUAUCGACGGCGACGCCGGGCCAGCGCGUCGCGACGACGCGCCGCAGGAGCGUGAAGGCCAGCAGGCGCGCGCCGCCCGCACUGACGUCGCAGCAGAGCCCGAGGAGGCCCGCGGCGCAGGCGUCGGGGUCCUGCUCGAGCCAGUCUUCGUAUUUUACUUCUGCCACUCGUCUCACGUCGUUUUCUGGGGAGAGCAUUUCUUGCAAUAGUUGCAGCGGCGAGGCUGGGGCGCGGGCCAUGGCUGCGCGUACAGGCGCACUGCUGGCUGUGUGUGGGAGUGCAAUGGCAGCCUGCAGGGGCAGGACUUGCAGCAGCGAUCACGCGCUUGCAAAACUAGGAUUAAGCGAUGUAUUUUGCAAGUCUUAGGGGCUGGUUUGGAGCAACUCUCGAUCAGCACGGAGCCCUUUUUGCGUCAGGUGAGCAGAGCAGCCCUCUCCGAAACUAAAGACGAGAGCGGCAUCGUACGCC
Messenger RNA from Pelagomonas calceolata, 2149 nucleotides. Lineage: Eukaryota; Pelagophyceae; Pelagomonadales; Pelagomonadaceae. The record is from the annotation of a GenBank genome assembly.